AGAGAUCUUGAACAUUCUAAUCCACUAGUCAAACGUCAGAAUUCUCGUGAUUUUACCAAGCUCUAGGAAAACAUUGGUAUCUCGUAAAAAGAAGAAAAGAAAAGAAGCUGCAAAACCGUCUUCUGCUACCUACGAUAUAAUGCUACAACAUUAAGAGAUGACAACGUUUCAAGCGCAACAUUUAACACCGUCAUGCAGGUGGAGCCUGGUCGUCGGAAUCUUGUUGCUAUGUCAUACGUCGUGGUAUGUCUCGCACGGUGUAGAGAUAAUUAACCUGAAAGCGAGCGAACUCGUCACCGACAACAAGACCACGUCCACGUCCACGGUCACUCCGCACGCUCUGAACGGUUCGAAUGUCACGGCGAAUGUGUCAAUCCUGUUACCCAGCACGGCACAGCCCGUCGUGCAGGUCGACGAUACGAGUCACGCUGUCAGUCGCAAUGCAACCAGCUCGACCACCGUGAAACCAUCAACAGCUCCACCAGCGAGCACGGCACAGCCACCGGAUGGUAACGCGAGCCAUCAGACAACCGAGAAAAACAGCGCGAUAUCACCGAAUCCUGACAGGAACACGACGGACAUUUCUGUGCCGUCGCAGAGUCCGGAUGCUACCAACGCGACCAACACCACGACAACUACUGUCGCUCCAGCGGAGCCCGUCCUCCCCGACAAGGGCUCCGCCGAGGAAGAGCACAACAGCUCGAUGUCCAUAUUCUUCGUGUUGUGCGUCCUAGCGCUGGGCAUUCUGCUGAUACACUUGAUGUUACAAACCAAUUUCCAGUAUCUGCCGGAAUCAGUGGUGAUCGUCUUCCUAGGCGCCGCGAUCGGCAUGAUCAUAAACCUCAUGUCGCAUCAGAACAUAGCGAACUGGCGAAAGGAGGAGGCUUUCUCGCCAACCGCGUUUUUCUUGGUCUUGCUACCGCCUAUCAUCUUUGAAUCAGGGUACAAUCUACAUAAAGGAAACUUUUUCCAGAACAUCGGCAGUAUCAUGGUGUUCGCCAUUUUCGGCACGGCCAUCUCCGCGUUCGUCAUCGGAGCCGGCAUAUAUCUCUUGGGUCUAGCGCAGGUAGCAUACAAGCUUAGCUUCGUCGAAAGCUUCGCCUUUGGUUCGCUGAUAUCGGCGGUGGACCCGGUCGCCACGGUCGCGAUCUUUCACGCUCUGGACGUCGAUCCGGUUCUGAACAUGUUAGUUUUUGGAGAGUCGAUUUUGAACGAUGCUAUCUCCAUUGUCCUGACCACUUCUGUACUGGAGUCCAACAACGCGGCAACGACCAGCGAGGCGAUCAUACUCGGCUUGAAUCGAUUCUGCCUCAUGUUUUUCGCGUCGGCCGGGAUCGGCGUGGUCUUCGCUUUAAUAAGCGCGUUAUUGCUGAAACAUGUGGAUCUUAGGAAGAAUCCGUCUUUAGAGUUUGGCAUAAUGUUGGUGUUCACAUACGCUCCAUAUGUUUUAGCAGAAGGCAUACAACUGUCUGGAAUUAUGGCAAUUUUAUUCAAUGGAAUAGUCAUGUCGCACUACACGCAUUUUAACUUGUCAACUGUUACACAAAUUACAAUGCAGCAGACAAUGCGAACGCUAGCCUUCAUUGCUGAAACUUGUGUUUUUGCAUACCUAGGAUUAGCAUUGUUCAGCUUUAGACAUAGAUUUGAACCAGCAUUGGUCGUUUGGUCCCUGAUUCUGUGUCUGAUUGGAAGAGCCGCCAAUAUCUUUCCAUUGGCUUUGCUCGUUAAUCGUUUUCGCGAGCAUCAGAUCACGAGGAAGAUGAUGUUCAUCAUGUGGUUCAGCGGCUUGCGCGGCGCUAUAUCAUACGCACUGUCGCUUCAUUUAGAUUUCAGCGACGAGACACGCCACGUUAUUAUAACGACGACGCUUAUCAUCGUAUUAUUUACGACUUUAAUAUUCGGUGGGUCCACUAUGCCUCUGUUGAAGUUCUUAAGAGCCGAAAAGAAACAAAAGAGCAACAGCAGAAGAAAGAAGAAAGACAAGGAAGUUACAUUGAGCAAAACGAGAGAAUGGGGACAAACUAUAGAUUCCGAGCACUUGUCGGAACUCACGGAGGAGGAAAUGGAAGUAUCUUUUUUGCAAUCACGGAUACGUGGUUUCGCAAGAUGGGAUCUGAAAUUUUUCAUCCCGUUUUUCACAAGGCGAUUUACGCAGCAGGAGUUGAAGGAUUGCAAAUCGCAAAUGACAGAUUUGACGAAUCAAUGGUACCAAGCUAUUAGAAUCAGUCCGAUAGAAUCGGACGAUGAAGCGACCACGGCGUCAACCGCACAAUUAAAUCUGAAUGUCACUGGUACAGCUAAGGAGCAAUCGCAUGGGAAGGAGAAGAACGGACGUCCUAGACACGGAGCUGAGGAGGAUUGGUCUGAUUAAAAUUCAACUUGUUGCCACAAGUAUAUUUUCUAGAGCUCCCGUGGGUUGUAUUAAUCUCUUGUUCCAUAUGUAAUUUUUAAUCGUGCGAUAUUUGUUGAAUUGAUGAAGAUCAUUUAUACGAUCUGAUACUUUCGUUAGUAUUAUCGUUAGUAUUUGUACAAAUAACAGAUUUCUAUUUGUGUUAAUCUCGUUACGCA
Pogonomyrmex barbatus (red harvester ant) is the source of this 2568-nucleotide messenger RNA. It is a transcript of the gene Nhe1, whose product is annotated as Na[+]/H[+] hydrogen exchanger 1. Gene Ontology annotation, cellular component: membrane. The record is from RefSeq and is a predicted model, not a curated record. Lineage: Eukaryota; Metazoa; Arthropoda; Insecta; Hymenoptera; Formicidae. Gene Ontology annotation, molecular function: sodium:proton antiporter activity; potassium:proton antiporter activity. Gene Ontology annotation, biological process: regulation of intracellular pH; sodium ion transport; potassium ion transmembrane transport.